This is a messenger RNA of Prorocentrum cordatum, 516 nucleotides long. The record is from the annotation of a GenBank genome assembly. NCBI's taxonomy places the organism in Eukaryota, Dinophyceae, Prorocentrales, Prorocentraceae.
GCGAUGACGGGCCAGUGCGCGACGUGCAGCGGAUGCACGCCAGAGGCAAAGCAGGAGUACGACUGCGAUUCGACGGUUCAGAAGGGCUGCGAGGCAACGCAGGAGUACGACUGCGAUUCGGCUACUCCAGCGGCGUGGUCAACGGCGAAGAAGCAGGCCUGCUGCGAGACGGUUCAGAAGGGCUGCGAGGCAACGCAGGAGUACGACUGCGAUUCGGCUACUCCAGCGGCGUGGUCAACGGAGAAGAAGAAGGCCUGCUGCGAGACGGUUCAGAAGGGCUGCGAGGAGCCGAGCAGGCUCUUCGCCAAUGGCCGCCUCCCGGCGUGGAGGGGCGCCCCUCUCGGGGCCGUGGCGGCCGCGGCGCUCGCGGCCGCAGUGUCUGCGGUUCUCGCGGGCGCCGCGGCCGCGCUGCGCUGCGCGCGCGGUGCGCCGCGGGGCGCCGCGGCGGUGCUGUUGGAGACCUCCGAGGAGGGCGCCGCGUCGACGGAGGGCGCGCCGGCCCGCGGCGGCGAGUGA